AUGCGCACAUCCGCUCUCGUUGCCGUGUCGGCUGGCACCGUCAUCACCGGUCUGCUCGCCUAUGCUGCCUACUUCGACUACAAGCGCCAGUCCGACCCCGAGUUCCGCAAAUCCCUGAAGCGCGACAACCGCAAGCUCGCCAAGGCUGUCAAGCAGGAGGCAGAGGCCCACGGCGCCGCCCAGCGCGAGUCCAUCAAGGCCGCCAUUCAGAGCGUCAAGGCCGAGGGUUUCCCCACCGACUUGGAGGAGAAGGAGUCCUACUUCAUGAACCAAGUCGCCAAGGGCGAGGGACUGUGCUCCGAAGGUGACAACCAGAUCGAGGCUGCCAUUGCUUUCUACAAGGCCCUCAAGGUCUACCCCCAGCCCAAGGAUCUGAUCUCCAUCUACGACAAGACUGUCCCCAAGGAGGUUCUUGAGAUCCUCGCCGAGAUGGUCGCCAUGGAUGCCAGCUUGAACCUGGGUGGUACCUUCACCGGUGGCUCUGACGCUGACGCUGCUCCCAGCGCCGACAACCACGGUGUUGAGUAA
Molecule: messenger RNA, 528 nt
Organism: Penicillium waksmanii
Lineage: Eukaryota; Fungi; Ascomycota; Eurotiomycetes; Eurotiales; Aspergillaceae
Product: TOM complex receptor protein TOM20
Exons: 3
Coding region: 1-528 (175 amino acids)
Biological process (GO): protein import into mitochondrial matrix; tRNA import into mitochondrion; protein targeting
Cellular component (GO): mitochondrial outer membrane translocase complex; mitochondrial outer membrane
Molecular function (GO): transmembrane protein transporter activity
Source: RefSeq, a predicted model, not a curated record